GCUCAUGGCUGAGUCGCUGAGCGGCCGUGACUCAGCCAGUUUCCGCCCUGGCUGUCUGUCUGUCCGUCAGUCGGUCUGUCUGGGGAGUCUGCCUCCUCCGAGGGCACUGGUGGGAGAUUCCAGUCAGCCGUGUUCCCGCUGGGAAGUGGAAAUGCUCAACAUCAGACAUUGGACUAAGAGGAAGGUAGUGCUGAGGAGCCCAAUAGAUUGCUGUCCUGAGAUUCAUAUUCCAGUGGAGAGCAGGGAAAACAGAAGGUACAAACUGCCAGGUGGUUUCUCUUGGAUAUUAACUUUCCAGUCUGAAGAAAUGGCAUCCCGGGCAAUCUGCGUGUUGGUUGGAGUGUUUAUUUGUUCUGUCUGCGUGAAAGGAUCGUCCCAACCCCAAGCCAGAGUUUAUUUAACGUUUGAUGAGCUUCGAGCCACCAAGACCUCUGAAUACUUCAGCCUGUCUCACCACCCAUUAGACUAUAGGAUUUUACUCAUGGACGAAGACCAGGACCGGAUCUAUGUGGGCAGCAAAGAUCACAUUCUUUCCCUGAAUAUUAACAACAUAAGUCAAGAACCUUUGAGUGUUUUCUGGCCAGCAUCUACAAUCAAAGUUGAAGAGUGCAAAAUGGCUGGCAAAGAUCCUACGCAUGGCUGUGGAAAUUUCGUCCGUGUGAUUCAGGUUUUCAACCGCACCCACCUGUACGUGUGCGGGAGCGGAGCUUUCAGCCCCGUCUGCACCUACGUGAACAGAGGCCGGAGAUCCGAGGACCAAGUUUUCAUGAUCGACUCCAAAUGUGAAUCUGGAAAAGGUCGCUGCUCUUUCAACCCCAGCGUGAACACGGUGUCUGUCAUGAUCAAUGAGGAGCUUUUCUCAGGAAUGUAUAUAGAUUUCAUGGGGACAGAUGCUGCUAUUUUUCGAAGUUUAACCAAGAGGAAUGCAGUCAGAACUGAUCAACACAAUUCCAAAUGGCUGAGUGAGCCUGUGUUUGUGGAUGCUCAUGUCACUCCGGAUGGCACCGACCCCAACGACGCCAAAGUGUACUUCUUCUUCAGAGAGAAGCUGACCGACAGCAACAGGAGCAUGAAGCAGAUCCAUUCCAUGAUCGCGAGGAUAUGUCCUAAUGACACAGGUGGCCUGCGUAGCCUGGUCAACAAGUGGACCACCUUCCUGAAGGCCCGGCUGGUGUGCUCCGUGCCGGACGAGGACGGCCCAGAAACGCACUUCGACGAAUUAGAGGAUGUGUUUCUGUUGGAAACCGAUAAUCCAAGGACAACACUGGUGUAUGGCAUUUUUACAACAUCAAGCUCCGUCUUUAAAGGCUCCGCAGUGUGCGUGUAUCACUUGUCUGACAUACAGACUGUGUUCAAUGGACCCUUCGCCCACAAGGAAGGGCCGAACCAUCAGCUGAUUUCCUACCAGGGUCGAAUCCCAUACCCUCGCCCCGGAACGUGUCCAGGAGGAGCAUUCACACCCAACAUGCGAACCACCAAGGAGUUCCCAGACGACGUGGUCACCUUCAUCCGGAACCACCCGCUCAUGUACAACUCCAUCUACCCUGUCCACCGGCGGCCUCUGAUCGUCCGCACAGGCACGGACUACAAGUACACCAGGAUAGCCGUGGACCGCGUGAACGCGGCCGAUGGCCAGUACCACGUCCUGUUUCUGGGAACCGAUCGGGGCACUGUGCAGAAGGUUGUUGUUCUUCCUACCAACAGCUCGGCCAGUGGUGAGCUCAUCCUGGAGGAGCUUGAAGUUUUUAAGACUCAUGUUCCCAUAACAACCAUGAAAAUCUCAUCCAAAAAGCAACAGUUGUACGUGAGCUCCAACGAAGGGCUUUCCCAAGUAUCCCUGCACCGCUGCCACAUCUACGGCACAGCCUGUGCCGACUGCUGCCUGGCCCGGGACCCCUACUGUGCCUGGGAUGGCUACUCCUGCUCCAGGUUCUACCCCACCGGCAAGCGGAGGAGCCGGAGGCAAGAUGUGAGGCACGGGAAUCCACUGACGCAAUGCCGAGGGUUUAAUCUAAAAGGAUAUAGAAAUGCAGCUGAAGCCGUCCAGUAUGGAGUGAAGAAUAAUACCACUUUUCUUGAGUGUGUUCCCAAGUCCCCACAGGCUUCCAUCAAGUGGCUGUUGCAGAAGGACAAAGACAGGAGGAAAGAGGUGAAGCUGGGCGAGCGCAUCAUCGCCACCCCACAAGGCCUCCUGAUCCGCUCUGUCCAAGAUGCCGACCAAGGGCUGUAUCACUGCAUCGGGACAGAAAACAGCUUCAAGCAGACCAUAGCCAAGAUCAACUUCAAAGUUCUGGAUUCAGAAAUGGUGGCUGUGGUGACCGACAAGUGGUCCCCGUGGACCUGGGCCAGCUCCGUGAGAGCUCUGCCCUUCCACCCCAAGGACAUCCUGGGGGCCUUCAGCCACUCGGAGAUGCAGAUGAUCAACCAGUACUGCAAAGACACGCGGCAGCAGCAGCAGCUGGGCGACAAGGCUCAGAAGCCGAGGGGGGACUACGGCAAGCUGAAGGCUCUCGUCAAUGGCCGGAAAAGUAGGAACAGGAGGAAUCAGUUUCCAGAGUCAUAAUACUCCCUCACGUGGGGCUUCUGCUUCCAGUAACAAAUGCUCUGUCUUCAGUGAUCAAGUUUUGAGCAAAAUAAUCUUACGCUUUUCCCAUGAGAAAUUCCUGACAAGAGAGAAUGACUUUCUCCUAAAGUGAGUUUUCCAUGGACUGAAAUGAGCAUGCGUUUUCUUGUACGAUGUUGACUAGCACUAGACACGUCAUGUCCUCAUGGUGCGUAUAAAUAUUUAACUUAACCCAGAUUUUAUUUAUAUCUUUAGUUAUUUUUUCUUCAAAACCAACAUGGCAUGUACGGAAGGAGAUCUGUUACAUUGAACAAAGGCCGUGACCCUGAGACAUUUCCUCCCUGAUUAAAGGUUUAGAUUUCUAAUCGUCGAUUCCAAUGUAAAUUCCAGUUCACGACUUUCACAUAGUAAAAGUCAUAUAAAUGCAGGUAACAGAAUGGCCAUGAAAAGAGAUGUAGAAUAAUAGAUGGGAUAAGACAGUAUCUAAAUAUUAUAUAAAAACAUGAAUGAUUGAUGAAGAGAAAAUGAUGAGUUUAUCUGCUUCCAGUGAAGUUUAUUAUUCCUUUAAGCUUGUUAAACUGUCAGUUGCUGAUCUCUGUCAUUGAUCUUUCUUCCCUUGUUUCAGGGAGAUAAAAUGAAUAGCCUGUACCACAAAGAUCUUGGAAUCAGUUAUGUCAUGAUGCUUUUAGGUUUAUAUAGUUAUGUUAUCCUCUUCCAAACAAAAGCACUUUCCUUUUUUGGAAGUUAUUUAAGUUAUUAUAGACUUAAGUAUAAUCUGAAACUAUUUAAUUGAUUACUGUUUUGAUUCUAAUUUUCUUGUCUGCAUGGCAAAUUAAAAAACCCAAAAAGAAAACAUUUUUAAAGCAUCAGACUUCUACAGGAGGAGUGAAACCAUCAAAAUCAAAGGAUGAUAUUUAAUGUUAUCAGGAGGAAUUUAUAACAAAUGUAGGUAGCUUUCAUACCUCUGAUAAUCAGGUUUGCCAGUUAACUCCCAGUUAAAACGGAAAGUAUCACAUGUAGUGACAUUUUAGACAACAUUCUAUUGUUUAUAAUUAUUUAUGAAGAAAGGAAAAUAUAUAUGUGAACAAAAAUAGACAUUCUUAAUGAAUAUCUCAGAGGCCUAUUUUUGUUAUUAUAUUGUUUUUCCUUGCAAAUAUUUUUUAAAAAGGAUGUUGGUACUUAUGUUCUAUGGUCUAUGAAUGUAAAUGUGGCAAGAUGUGUGAUCAAUAAUUCUCUUCUAAUUGCAUUUGGGGGUAGUUUUAUUAAAAUAAUUUAAUACUAAAAUUAUUUUCUCCAAAUUAAAACAAAUUGGGGAAAUGGGAGAAAUUUCCUCACAUUUUAAUAUUUCUUUUAAAAAUACAACUUUUGCUUCUUCAUUUUUGUUUCUAGGUCAAAACAAAAAUUGCACCAUUUGUCUGUUGAAAAUCUAGUACAAAAAUUUUAUUUCUAGUUAGUAAUUCAUGAAGAAAUAUGAAAUUUCAGACAGCUAUUUCACCUUUUUGAACAUUGAGGUGUAAAAGCCCAAGAACUAAAAUCUCAGCUAGGAAUGUAGAUCAGUGGUUAGAGUCCAUGCUUAGUAAGAAAGGGCCCUGUGUUUAAUCCCAGUUUCAAAAAAUAUACACACAAAAAACUAAGAUAUUGGUCAAAAGAAUGUGGCCGUUGAUUAGAAUCUAAGAACAUAAUUUAUUAUCUAAGUGGUGAUAAAUUUCAGCAUUCUAAGAGGAGGCAUCCGUAUUGCAAAAGUAAUCAUUAACAUGUACAAUGCAAAUGAUAUUUAUUAGGAGCUAUUGUUCCAAAUGUAUAUGAUUUUAAAUCUCUACAGCAAUUUAUUAUAUAAAUGGCUUCUGUGCUUAAAAGGUGACACUUUCUCCUCUACAUGUACAAAUAGCAGCGUAGGUCAACGUAGAGCCAAAGUUGCCUCUGUGUUUGUGGUUCUGUUCACCAUAUGGAGUUAAAAGUACAAUUGUUGUAGAAUCACAGUUCCCCUGCUGCACAUAGACCCAAACUGACAGACAGUGCUGGUGUUUAGUUUUAUAUUAUCUGUGCUAUUUAAUGCCUUCUAUUUUGAACAAUGUUGAAUUCUGUAUACUUUUCUUACUUUUGUUUUAAAACUACGGAAUGUCCUCUUGAACACAACUUUGCCAAAUGUCAAGAAAUUUUUCUUACCAAAAAGUCUGUCAAUGUAUCCUGAACAUUGUUGGUUGAUUGGUUUUGGUUUAUGUUGUUUGACAAUGUAACGGUUUAACGUGUUUUCCAUUUGCAUUGUAUAUAAAAUGUCCUAAAAAUGCACUUUUUCCCUCCAAAGUGUAGGUAGAUUUUGGCAUGAUGAAACUGUCAUUUUGGUGAAUGUUUACUCUGUCAGAAGAACUAAAUGUAGUUUUCACACUGACAUUUCCUUAGAUAUCGAAGAAAUCAUUUGCCUGGCGAAAUAAAACAUUCUGAAUUCCCACAA
Heterocephalus glaber (naked mole-rat) is the source of this 5015-nucleotide messenger RNA. Lineage: Eukaryota; Metazoa; Chordata; Mammalia; Rodentia; Bathyergidae. The record is from RefSeq and is a predicted model, not a curated record.